AGCUUCAACUACUCACUCUAAAGAUUACAUUUUUGAUAACUUUUUUUUCAUUUAUCUUCUUCAACUACAACGCACUUUUGACGUUUUUAAUGCAUUUGGAUUCGUGACCUUUCACUUCUUCCAGGAACUCUCUCAGGUUUUCCCAACAUUUUCUUCUAUUUCCAGCUCUUGUUCAAGUCUUCAAUCUUUCUUUUUUAAUGUUUGUUUUUUCUAAUGGUUUGAUUUGAAAGAUUGGUGGAGUUUUUUAAUACUCAAAGUCUGAUCUAGGAUUUUGAUAUAAUGACUGGAGAAGUAGAAAAGAUGGAAUUUUCUUUUAAAAAUUUGUUAAAGGAGCUUAAUUUGGGUCUUUAAGAGUGAUUAAAGAAUUGGUUUGACUGAUUACUUUAUCAAUAUUACAACUUUAUAUUUUUUUUAAUAAUGGAAGUUUUAGAUAAGGACUUCUGUUUUAAAAGAAAGAUUUUGUUCAAGUAAAUUAGUAACCGUAAAAUGAGUUACUGGGGUUGUCUUAUUGCGAGGGCUCUUGGUUUGGCUUCUUUGUCUUGAAACCUUCUUGGUUUCAUAUAUACGUUUCUGGGUUCAUUGAACAGUUCACAUACAAGCGAAAAAAUUGUGUGAGAAGUACCAAUAAUGGCUAUGUGCAUGAUUUUGAUUUUGGGGCUAUUCUGAGAAUCAACAUACUCGUUUCAGUCUUCCAUCAUGCCUUUGUUUGAGCUAUAUCGUAUGAGCAAAGAGAAGAUUGAUUCAUCAAAGGAGGAUAAGAACCCUACAUCAACUGAUUUAUCUUUUGAGCCUGAGAAUGACUUUGUUGAACUAGUAUGGGAGAAUGGUCAGAUUUUGAUGCAGGGUCAGUCUAGUAGGACCAGAAAGAGUCCUAUAACAAAUAGCUUACCAUCUCACACCGCCAAGACCAGAGACAAAGAUAUUGGAUAUGGCAGCAAUACAAAGAUGACAAAGUUUGGUACAGUGGACUCUGUGUUGAAUGAGAUUCCUUUAUCAGUGCCAUCUGGUGAAAUGAGUUUGAAUCAAGAUGAUGACAUGGUUCCUUGGUUGAGUUAUCCUAUUGAAGAAUCUUUACCACAUGAAUACUGUUCAAAUUUCUUGCCUGAGUUGUCUGGAGUCACUGAAAAUGAUCUCUCCAACCAGAAUAAUUUUGCAUUGUUUGAUAAGAGAGGCAGUGGUAGUCAGUUCAAUAGGGAAUUCAAUUCUGUUUCAGUGCAUAAUGAUGCAAGUUUAGAUCAUGGGAAUGUGUCGAAGAAUUCUUCGAUAGGAGCUGGUGAGGCUAUGAGACCAAAGAGUAGUACUAGUCAAUCAUACCCAUCGUCAUCAUUGCAAUGCCAAACCUCAUUUCCAUAUCUUAAAUCAAGAGCUCUUGAUAAUAUUGGUAAUAGUAUGAAGAAUUCGACCCAAAGUUCUGUUUUUGGUGAUUCUGCUCCUAGUUCAGCUGGAAGUUUUCCAGGUAUAAAAAUGCAGAAGCAAGAUACAAGGUUGUCUACUAAUAGCACUGGUUUGAUGAACUUUUCUCAUUUCCAACGACCUGCCACUCUUUUUAAAUCUAAUCUUCAGAAUAUUUGUUCGACACCUGGUUCUGGUUUAUCAAGGAUAGAAGGGAUGGAUAGCAAGGAUGGGGGGUCUGCAGCAAGUGGUACCAAUCUUGUUGAAUCCACACAUAAUGAUUUGAGUAGUGGUAUAAGAAAAGGAGCAAGUUCCGAUUGUCAACCUGUGGUUGCACCACCAAAGGUUGAUGUAAAGCCAUCUGAAGCUAAGCCUCCCGAGGAACCAGUUGUUGCCGAACCACAUGAGGCUAUAGGCCAAGAAGAUGCAUCAAAGAAUGAUAAAAACCAUAUCCAAGUUCUUGGUGAAAGUGCAACUAAACGACUGUCGGAUGGUGAGAAGACUAUAGAGCCAGUACUUGCUGCUUCUUCUGUUUGCUCAGGCAACAGUGUAGAGAGAGCUUCAGAUGAUCCAACAGAUAAUUUGAAGAGAAAACAUCGUGACACUGAGGAUUCUGAAUGUCCUAGUGAGGAUAUUGAAGAAGAAUCGGUGGGUGCAAAGAAAAGAGCCACUGCUCGAGUUGGUACAGGCUCUAAGAGAAGCCGAGCAGCAGAAGUGCAUAAUCUAUCUGAAAGGAGGCGAAGGGAUAGGAUCAAUGAAAAGAUGCGUGCUUUACAAGAACUUAUACCAAACUGUAAUAAGGUGGACAAAGCUUCAAUGCUUGACGAGGCCAUUGAGUAUCUUAAAACACUUCAACUUCAAGUUCAAAUUAUGUCAAUGGGAGCUGGUUUGUAUAUGCCACCUAUGAUGUUCCCAUCAGCAAUGCAACAAAUGCAUGCAGCUCAUAUGGCUCAUUACUCCCAGAUGGGUAUUGGAAUGGGAAUGGGUGUUGGCUAUGGAAUGGGUAUGCCCGAUAUGAAUGGGGGAUCGUCUGGUUAUCCCAUGGUUCCGGUGCCUCUGAUGCAUGGGGCACAUUUUCCAGGCCCACCAGUGUCAGGACCCUCUGCUUUCCAUGGGAUGGCAGGAUCUAACUUCCAGCUGUUUGGGCUUCAUGGUCAAGGACAUCCCAUCUCAAUGCCACAUGCACCCUUUCCUUUAUCAGGAGGGCCUAUUAUGAAGCCAGCCAUGGGACUAAAUGCCUGUGGCACAGUAGGUCAUAUGGAAAAUCUGGAUUCAGCUGCAGGCACAACCUCAAAGGAUCUGAUGCAGACGAACACUUCUCAAGCAAUGCCAAAGGCUGCUACCAAUAGUUCAAUGAAUCAGACAUUGCAAAACACCGCUACCAAUAAUUCAAUGCAUCAGACAUCUAAUCAGUGUCAGGCAACAAAUGGACGCUUAGAACAGCCUCCGGAAGUGCAAGAUAGUUGUCUAGCCUCAGAAGGUACUUUCAGUUCACCCGGCAAAAAUGACAAUGUACCUAAUAAAGCAGCCUGUUAUGAAUGAUAGCUACUUCUGAAAAAUUUUGAUUAAAUGAGAGAAAUCAAAGCUGAUUGCUAUCUCCAAAAUAGCCAUCUGAACUCUAAUUACCAGACAGAACAAGUACAAUAGGCACAGAUUUUGGUAUGCUGAGGACCUUCAACUUCAAAAUGUUUUCUUGCACCUGUAUAUUCAUUCAUUUACUUGACACAGGAAAUAAUGCGAUAGGACCCGAUGUAGAUAGAACAAUUGUUGAUUGAGAAGCCCUCUCAGAGUUAUUGUUUCA
Mangifera indica (mango) is the source of this 3193-nucleotide messenger RNA. Its product is annotated as transcription factor PIF3-like. The transcript has 8 exons. Gene Ontology annotation, biological process: regulation of DNA-templated transcription. The record is from RefSeq and is a predicted model, not a curated record. Bases 697 to 2934 code for a protein of 745 amino acids. Gene Ontology annotation, molecular function: DNA-binding transcription factor activity; protein dimerization activity. Lineage: Eukaryota; Viridiplantae; Streptophyta; Magnoliopsida; Sapindales; Anacardiaceae.